AUGUCGUCUGCUGUAGCAGAACUGGAUAACUAUCUCCAGUCGAUGCUGGCACUCAAGCCACCGGGUGUAUCGGGAUCCAAAAUCAACAGUAUCACAUCGCUGUGCACGGCCAAUGUCCAGAACGAAUCCGUGCUCAUCCAAAAGAUCUACACUCACUUCAAGAAAGCACCAGGAACACACAAGCUGGGCGUACUCUAUGUCGUAGACUCUGUAACUCGACAGUGGGUAGAACAAGCGCGCAAGGCAGGGCAAGCAUCUGGUAAUGCUGCCCCUGAUGGGAGCUUCGCCGCUGGUGUCAACAGAGUGACCGAGCUGCUCCCUAUCCUGAUGACUGAUAUCAUAAACAACGCUCCCGAAGAUCAAAAGGAAAAGAUAAAGAAAUUGGUGGACAUCUGGGAACGCGGAUAUACCUUUCCUGCCCCCAUGCUUGCCUCAUUUAAGGAAAAACUAAAUGCGCCCCCGUCGCAAAAUAUCGAAUCCACCACUCCCGAAGGCUCCCCAGCCCCCAAUAACCUCUCUCUUGGUGGUGCUGCUCAGCCGACCAAUGGCACGACUUCGUCCAGUAUGGGACAACAAGCGCCCGACACGUCCAGUAUCCUGAAAGCCCUGGCGGAUAUGGCUAAACAGAACACUGCCGCACCAGCUACACCCGCUGUCGCGGCGCCUGCCAAUCCUCUUAAUGCCCUAAGCCAGCCAGGUACGGUUUUGCAGACCAUGCCGUCUUCUGUAGACCAGGCAUCACAACCCCCGAACGGGCAGGCUGGUGUAAAUCCUUACGCUCCUGGUACUAUGGUUACCCCCUUCGCAGCUCUCGGUAACGUUGCCCAAAACCCAGCCUUAGUGCCCCAGAGUUCAAGUCAGAGCCAUACUCCUAAUCCCCUGGCGACGGCCCAAAACCCCUUGGCCGCGCUAUUGCCGCACGCGACUGCAGCACCAGCUCAACCAAAUUCGGUAGGACCAGAUGCACUGCAACAGCAACUUCAGCUCUUACAGCUGUUGUACGCUCAAGGUAUUCCCCAAGAACAGUGGGGCACUGCUCUGCAGAUACUCAGUCUUUCAAACGCCUCCAAUAUGGGCGCGAUGAAUCCUGGCCAAGCUCCUCCGCCAUUCAAUCUUGCGGCAGGUCAGAAUAUCGGCGCCUGGGGCGGCCGCCCGGACUCUCAACCACGUGACUACGACCGAGAUCGGGAGCGCGAUUACAUGAGGUCACCGCCAGGUCAGUAUGGUCGUCGUCGCUCGCAUUCUCCAGGCUAUGAUCGCCGUCGGGAAGUUUCCCCUCCCCGUCGUCGUGACAGUCCCGUUUAUGGGGAGUAUCACGGAGACUCUCCUGGUCGCAGGGGCGGCGACCCUCGUGGUCGACGCAGCAAUGAAUAUCGCCAACGCAGUCCUCCCGGCCGCAGACGCCGGUCUCCCUCUCCUGCUCGCAAGGAUUCUGCAUUGCCUCCUCCUGGGCCCAAAUUCAUGGAAUGGGAUUAUUCUAUUGGUCAGGGCAACAUCAAAGUUUUAAGCCGCACCUUGUUCGUGGGUGGCGUCACGUCGUCUGAGGCUCACCUUCGCUCCCUAUUUAGCAAAUUUGGAGUGGUUCAAACUUGCAUUGUCAACAUUGACAAGCGGCAUGCUUUCAUCAAAAUGAUCAGCCGUCAAGAUGCUGUAAAUGCUAGGGACGGAAUGGAAUCAUACAAAUCUGGCGACAUGCAGCUCAGAACUCGAUGGGGUGUUGGAUUCGGGCCUCGUGACUGCAGUGACUAUCAGACCGGAAUAAGUGUAAUUCCCAUCGAACGACUGACUGAGGCGGAUCGCAAAUGGAUGCUUACCGCAGAAUACGGUGGCACGGGUGGGAGGCCCAUUGAGUCUGGCAUGGUUGUGGAGGAGCCAGACAUUGAGAUUGGUGCUGGUGUUUCUUCGAAGGCGAUUAGCAGAAGAAUUGCUACCGAUACUGGCGGCAAACGCGGACCAGUCUCCUCCCGCGGGCAGCAGGAUCGGUUCCGCCGUCCAGAACGUGAAGGACCCCCAGCUGCAAUGGGUGGUGGUCCUGGUUCAGACCGUGAUGUCACGAAUGCCAACAACGUCGGCGUGCCUCCUGCAGUGCCUGGUUUUGGUUUCUCUUUCCCAACGAUGGGAAUGUUUCCCCCUGGUUUCAUGAUGGGAGGACCACAGGCCGGACCGCCCGGCGGUGGCUCAGCACAACCACCACCUCCAAGUCAAUGA
This is a messenger RNA of Aspergillus saccharolyticus JOP 1030-1, 2208 nucleotides long. RefSeq names its product Nrd1 complex RNA-binding subunit. The record is from RefSeq and is a predicted model, not a curated record. The transcript has 8 exons. Lineage: Eukaryota; Fungi; Ascomycota; Eurotiomycetes; Eurotiales; Aspergillaceae. Bases 1 to 2208 code for a protein of 735 amino acids. Gene Ontology annotation, molecular function: RNA binding. Gene Ontology annotation, cellular component: nucleus.